GUCAUUUUGUUUAUAAUCGUUCUUGAGGUCAAAUUGGCGUUAUUUUACUCGUACUUCCUUCAAAUUAUGAGAACAAGSGUUUGUUGACGACUUGUCACAAUGGAAAGCAACACAGAUGGGAUUGUUUUAUGUGGAGAUCAGCUGUCAUUUAUUGGACAAGAAGCUCAGACAAUACCAGGAAUCAUUGGUAAUAAGUAUGGCAAGUUUGUGAAACGUCUGGACAUGAGUUUUAACCAGUUGAGGAAUCUAAGUGGAUUACAAAGUUUUGAAAUCCUGGAAGAGCUUAUUCUUGACAACAACCARCUUGGAGACAGUAUAGAAAUUCCUCCUCUUCCAAAUCUACAGACGUUAACAAUCAAUAAAAAUAAAUUUGUAAAUUUGGAUAAAUUACUUGAGGAUAUUGCUAGUAAGGCUCCAARGCUAAACUACCUCAGUCUGUUGGGUAACACAGCAUGUCCUAAUGAACUGUCAGGCUUUGAUAAAGAUGAAGAGGACUAUCAAAGAUAUAGGUAUUAUGUAYUGUAYAAGCUUCCAAGACUAAAAUUCCUGGACUCAAGACCCGUCAAAGAAUCAGAAAGAGCAGAAGCCAAAAGAGUUGGAGCUUUUAUGAAAGUUGUUACUCUGACAGAUGCUGACGUGAAACCAGGAACACCAGCAGAWUCCGACAAUGAUGGUUUUAAGUACACACCUCUACCUCGUGACUCCUCUCAUACCGGACAGCAUCAUGGCACGUUUGGGGAAUGUCGCUACAUCUACUAUGGCCAACAUUCAGAGGGAAACAGAUUUAUUAGAAACAAUGAACUGUAGAUUUUAACAUCAUAGUACUUWACAUUAUUAUUUAACCCUAAARGAUUUAAAGAACUCAAGAUUUWAGCAAUUCUAUUGUAACCUAACACAAUAGGGUCUUGAGUAUUUUAUAUGGCUUGAAAAACUCCAACAAUAAUUUAGAAAUCGCAGGCCUUGAAUAUCAUUCUUGGAGAAAUGAAUGUUUAAUAAGAUGAAUGGGGCAAUCUCAUCAAGACAUGUGUGCAAAGCACGUCAUCCUUCAUUGAAUAUAUGAAGUAAAAUACUACAAGGCUGAUUAUCAUUAGCUGAUUUACUGGUAUUGUCAAAUACCUUGRACUAAAAUGAUAAGAGUUUUAAGAUGAGACCCUUGCUUAGUUUCACGAACCCCUAUAUCUGAUAAAAUUUGUGUUUUAUCAGGUAAUGAUAAGUUCCUUGCAUGUAACCAAAUAGGCUAAUCCAAUUGGUCUAGUAGCUCAUUAAUUAUGUAUCAGUUUUGUAAUGAAAGUGUAGCAGGGCUUGAAAUGAUGGCCUGACAAGAUUUCCUUCCAAAGCCUGGUCAUGUCAAGUUUUGAAAGGACAAAAACGUUAUUAUACUAAAUUAUUUUCUUUUAGUUUAUAGGUUUUUGUAUAAAUUAUUCAGAAAAUCGUAAAAGAUUUAUUUAGUGAAUUGAGAAUUGAUUUGUCUGAAAUGUAGUAGGUCAAUUUGACCUUUCAACACCCAAUUUGGCCGGUCAUCUAGCGAAUUUGGAAUUUGACUGGCCAUUAUUUCGAUCCCUGGUGUAGUGUCUGUAGAGACUAUCAAAAGUACCUGGAGUGCUUAACAACUGGUUCACACACACUGAGAUAUGUUUUGACCAUAGCAAACUGUUGUAUGUGUGAACUGGGGAAAACAAGCUGAAUAUUAAGAAGAACUUUUCCAUUUUCUUAUKUGCUUCUGUGUGCUUCCCACUUCCUAUUGGGGGCUUCAGUCAAACAGCAAGUGCUUGUAUGUUAAUAUAAUUAGAUUCAAUUUAACACUUUAAAACCCCAUUAUUAGGUAAUACAAUACAAUACUGUACCUAUAUUAAUAAUCUGUUAUCUCUAAAUGUUUUGUGAAAUAUUAUAGUGAAAGGGUAAUCUGCAAUCUUCAGGGUAACAAAGAAUUGCCUUUGUUGAACUUAUAAGAGUCUGCAAAACAAGAUAUUUAUUGACUCUUAUCAAAUUGUACUAUUUUAAGUUGAUUGCAUGUUCUCUUUGGUUGUUUGUAUGCUAAAAUGCUGUCCCUCUGGACCAAAAUACAAAACGUUUGCUAUUCAAAAAUGAUAUCAGAGUUCAUAGUAUGUAUAGGUAGUAGGUUUUUAUUUUUACAUAGUCAAUGUUAUUUUUGAUGUUAUACUAUUAAAUGAUAAUAAAUUUUACYAAUAAAGUAGAUUGAUAAACCACGAA
This is a messenger RNA of Exaiptasia diaphana, 2211 nucleotides long. RefSeq names its product leucine-rich melanocyte differentiation-associated protein. The transcript has 6 exons. Gene Ontology annotation, biological process: melanocyte differentiation. The record is from RefSeq and is a predicted model, not a curated record. NCBI's taxonomy places the organism in Eukaryota, Metazoa, Cnidaria, Anthozoa, Actiniaria, Aiptasiidae. The coding region runs from base 100 to 807 and encodes 235 amino acids.